UGCCGACAUACGACCGAAACCUCCCUGACAGAGCGGUCCCCCGUCGAACGCGCACGCGCCCACUAAAAAAAUAUCUAAAACGAAUAAAAAAAAAAAAAUCCCGGUCAACCAAAAAGUUCUCGCAACCUUCACGGAAAACAAAAAAUCAAAGUUUGGUGCAUCGCCUGUGUUUCGUUAAUUCAAAAGGACUCUCCAACGAAUUGAAUUAUGAAGUACGUGGCAGUACUACUGUGCGCUAUUGCGCUGCACCAGGUGUUGUCGAUGCCAGUUGCUGAGCAGGAGCCCCUACCAGCGGAGGAUCAGAAUGUCCUGAGGCGAGAGACAGGUGAGACUGUUGUAACUGAGCACAAGGAAGGUGAAACACCGGAGGAGCAUGCAGCACAUCAAGAGGCAUCAGCAAGAAACGUUGACGAGGCUAAGACUGAGGAAAUUAAACCAGACCCGGAGAAGAAGGCCGAGGAGCUUGUCAAGUCCAUUGAAGCGGUAACAGUUGAGGAGAUAUCGGUGGCGAAGGAGGAGCCAAAGAGCCCCCAAGUCCUCGAAGCAGUCCGAUCUGCUCCAGUGGAGGUGCCUGAGGUCCCCCUAAUUGCUGAAGCACCACUUGCAUCCGUUGCUGAUCCUAAGGCUGAAGCAGCUCCUGAAGUCAAGAGUGCCCCAGUAGAAGAACCCAAAGUCGCUGAAGCUAAGCCCGUGGAGCAAGCACCACCUGCCCAGGAGUCAUCACCAGCUGUCAAAUCAGAAGCUCCCGUAGAAUCCAUCGUUGCUGUUGCAUCAGAAUCAGCACCAGCUGAAGAGAAGAAACCUGAGGCUGUUGUCAGUGAGGAAGCUAAGCCCGUUGAGGAGAAGAAAGAAGUCAAAGUUGAGAAUGCAGACCGAGUGACCCGUGGAACUGAGGAAGUUAAACAAUCAGAGGCACCAGUAGCUGCACCAGCUGAGGCAGCACCAGCUCCAGAAGUAGCUGCAGCUGUAGCUGAACCAGCUAAGGAGGAAGAGAAAAAGGUGGAGGAAGAGAAGAAGAUCGAGGCGAUCGAGGCACCCAAGGAGGAUGAGAAAAAACCAGAGGCCGAAGUGGCACCAGCUGUUCAGGAAAAAUCAGACCUGACAUCUGAAAUCAAAGAGGAGCCAGUGGUGGCAGCAUCCGAGGCUGUCGAGGAGCCAAAGAAGGAAGGUGAGAAGGAAGUAGCUAUUCCAAUUCAGGGAAAAUCCGAGGAGCCAAUUGUCGAGGCCAAGAGAUCAGCUGAGGAGAAGAUUGAAGUGGCUGAGAGUAAACCAGCGGACAAUGGACCCCAAGCGAAAUCAGAUGAUAUCGUUGUGGCACAACCCGAAGCCGCUAAGGAAACAGCCCAAGAGCCCCAAACACCUGUUCAAGAGCCCGUGGAAGCUGCUAAAGAGGAGAAAAAAGAUGUGAGCAGCGGUGAGGAAAAAUCCAGCGAGGAAUCCCUCGAGAAGAAACAACCAGAGGCUAAAUCAGCAGAUGCCAGUUCAUCGGAGGAGUCCAAAGAGGACAAAAAGGAGGAGAACAAGGCUGAGGAACUACCCAAACCCCAGGAGCUCGGAGAGAAGCAGUAAUGAUCCUUCCAUAAUCACCUCAAGGAAAUUAUCAUCAGAAUGAAAAUAUUUUUUAUUAAUUCUCCAUCCAACUCAAAAUGUGUGAUUGAUAAUUGUUACGAUUGCUUUACAUGAAUGAUUCUCAUCAUGAGACAAGAGUACGAAUGUAUUCACUUGACUGAUUGAACAUUUUUUUUUUUCUUUUUCCUUCAUAAACGAGAGAAUGUGGAACAAUUCCUUUCUUGUUUGAAUAAUUUUUCAUCUCGAAGAACUUGAGAGAUUGUCACGACGAGACGUUUUGCCACUUUCCCUGGCGCGAUACGACCUCGGGUAAGAGAAUUUUUUUUUUCAAAUCGUGCAACAAUUUUUUUUUUUUAUUACAAAAUUAAUCGUUCAACCGAGCUCGAACCACUCGGGAUGGUGGCAUUUUUGCAAUUAUACUUUGUCGCCCUUCGUCACAAUUUUUCCUUAUGCUGUAAUUUUUUUUUUUCCGUUAUAUUUUUUAUCCAAGAUUCCAUGUCCCUCGCAGCCCCCCCCCCCCCCCGCCCUCCCGUCAAAUUUCCUCUACCCCUUCCCCCCAACAUUUAGCUCCCCUAGAUGUUACGUGUCAUGACUAUUGAAAAUAUUAUUUUACAAUUAGAUGAGAAAAAAAAAAAUAAAGUGGAAAAAAAAAUGAUAAACGAAUGGAUCAGUAAUACUAUAUUUUAUUAUAUUAAUAUUGAUCAAUGAUUUGUAUUAUUGAGAUAUCAGAAAAAUCGUUACUGUAAUAAUAAUUAUGUAUUAUUAUAAA
Messenger RNA from Diachasmimorpha longicaudata, 2338 nucleotides. RefSeq names its product neurofilament heavy polypeptide (gene bnb). The coding region runs from base 208 to 1569 and encodes 453 amino acids. NCBI's taxonomy places the organism in Eukaryota, Metazoa, Arthropoda, Insecta, Hymenoptera, Braconidae. The record is from RefSeq and is a predicted model, not a curated record. The transcript is spliced from 3 exons.